Pipra filicauda (Wire-tailed manakin) is the source of this 14555-nucleotide messenger RNA. Its product is annotated as protein FAM13A-like. The record is from RefSeq and is a predicted model, not a curated record. The coding region runs from base 241 to 1044 and encodes 267 amino acids. NCBI's taxonomy places the organism in Eukaryota, Metazoa, Chordata, Aves, Passeriformes, Pipridae. The transcript has 7 exons. Gene Ontology annotation, biological process: signal transduction.
ACGUGCUGGCUACAAGGAAUAUACUUUUACAAGCAGUUAAUUUCUACCUUCCACAAAUUUGGAGUGAAACCACUGAUUAGAAUGGUGCCUAGCAAUUAUGCUAUGAUAAGUUAAUUGCAGAGGAACAGCCCAAUGGCUGCAAUUGGCUUUGGCUGAAUUGCACAAAUGUGUGAGGGGAAGAAAGGUGAUGUGUCUUCUGAACAGCAGAGCUGAAAUACUGGCACUCUGCUGCAGUCUAACAUGGGAGCAGGUGCCUCCCUUUCGAUUUGCAAAUCAUUCUCUUCUAUUCAAGUCAGGCACACAACAAAUAAAGUUUCACCAGACCUACAGUUCAGCAGAGAAAGAAGCACAUUUGGUGUUCCUCUGGAAACCCUCCUUCAGGGUGCGACACAAUGUGGGGUUCCUUCUCUUGUGACACAGAUGGUGGAGUACCUAGAGGUGUUUGGUCUGGAGCGUGUUGGUAUAUUUAGAAUUGGUGGUUCAGUAAAUAAAAUCAAAGAAUUAAAGCAGAAAUAUAAUCAAGGAGAAAAAGUGGACCUUAUUAAUGAUGGAGAUGUUGAUUCUGUGGCCAGUCUCCUGAAGCUCUUUCUGAAAGAACUACCAGUGGCUGUUUUUCCAGAAAACAUUUGUUCUGGCUUGCUAAAAACUUUCCAAGAGCACAAAAUCAACACAACAGAAUGCAUAGAGAACAUGAAACAGUUGCUGACCUGCCUGCCCAAAGCCCAUCAAAACCUUCUUCAGUUCCUGUCUGCUUUCCUGUUAAAGAUAGCAAUGCACAGUGAAGUGAAUUUCAUGACUCUGGAAAACCUCUCCAUUGUGUUUGGACCUGCUCUAUUCAAGGUCCCUGUCAGUCCCUUGGCUUGCGAAGAGCAAAGGCUUUACAAUGGCCUCCUGCUAUAUCUUCUUCAACACCAUGAGAUGCUUUUUGUUGACCUGAACCCUUGUUUCUCACAGAGACAAGCAGAUGGCCUUCAGGGAAGCAACACAGAAGAUGCAGGAAGAGACAGACUCACAUUGUUAAGUGCCUCUUCCCACCCCACUUGAACAGUUCAGGUUCUGUCAGCCUUCUUGACAAUCAUGAGCUGAGGUACUUCUACUCUUUUCAAUAUUUUGUUGGGUUUUAUUUCUGCUCAUGUUCAUUCAUUAACUUUUAAUUUUUUCAGGUGUAAGAUCAGUGCUAUUUCUUCUGUCUUCCUUGUCCAUAAUCUGGCUUUGAUUCCACUAGUCAAAAGGCUUUAUUACAUAUGUGGUGAGUGGAACAAGAAGGGCUUUAGCAGGUUACUGACUUAGUGUCAGUACACCACAGAGCAUCAGCACAUCCCUGCCAGGCAGUGACCUUUUUUUGUCCCCUUCAGUUUUCUUAGGCUGAUUUUUAAGGAGGCAGCACCACUUUUCUUCAUCCUUUCUUUUUUUUUAUUACUUCAGAUCUUUUCAGUUUUGAUCUUACUUUGAAUAGCAAUUGGAAAAGAAUAUUCAAGCUCAUAUUCAAUGUCUAGGGAUUUAGCAAAGUCAUGUUAGAAACAGUUCAAAGUAGCUCCAUAUAAAGUUCCAUUCAAGUAGGGCUGAUAUAUUUUUAAUUUAUGUUUGUGUGAGUGAUAGAAGGAAGGUACACUUGUCUGUGUCUGUAUCUGCAAUGGAUUUACAAGGUCAUUUUACUAGGUUAAUGGCAGGUUUUCAGGCACUCAUAGCUGUGUGGUUGUUUUUAAUCCUACAAUUGGGUGAAUUCUUCCUACUAAGAAACACAUCUUGUUGACCAAAGCAGUAGCAAAAUUUAUAUUCUGAAAACUGCACACUGUGGAAACUUAUAUAGAAACACAGAUGGCUGGGUUGUGAUUUGAGACAUGGGAACUAUGUGGUUCUUCAGGUUCUUAGGAUGUUUCAUGGCUUAGAGGGCUGCUCUGCACCAAGAAAUGGAUUGUGCUGUCUACAUCAAUGCUAUAAUGACAAUUUAAAAUGAUGGCAAUGGUCCUGCCUUGGAAGGAGACUUUCUGCUUGUCUCCUUAUGACUUCUGGAAGAACCAGGCAGUCUGCCUACAUAUGAAACUUUUGAGGUUAUUUCCUUGAAAUCUUUAAUUGCCAAAGAGACACCUUAAGUAACAGCUUCCAAGAUUUGUCCUGCUGAGAGCCUGAGGAGGCCAGCAGCUCUGGAAGUGGGAGAUGAGGCAGGUGAAGAAAAUAGAACAGAAAUGUAGGAGAUAGCAAGGCAGUUUUAGGGCAUCUGUACAGCAAAGUGGAACUUUCUGUUGCAUGAGGCUAAUUUAGCUGUGCAUCUCCUGGAGCUCCAGGGCGAGGAGUCUCCAAUCUAACACACUAAUGCUUGGCAGCUUUCCAGGUAAAUGCACAUAUGAGCUUGGAGCUGAGCGUUGCUGCUGCUCUGGCUAUUUUGUGCACAUCCCAGGGCCGUGCUUUGGGAGCAGGGAAUUGCACUGGUACUGAUGAGGUCCCGUGUAACUCACUGUAUGACAGAGGUGGAGAAUUAAGCCCAAGUGUAGCUGCUGUGACUUCUUUGCAGGUUUUGCAGUCUGUUACAAUGCAGCUAAGUAAUAAAAGCCUGUCUGGGUACCUGACUGAGAUCUGCAGGAAUUCCUCAUUAUCCCUCUGAAACUCUUAGUAAUUCUCUUGUAUGUAUGCAAUGUUCUCUGUGUAAUUUCACUGCCAUGGGAAGGGAUAUGUCCCAAUGUUUUUCUAGUUGUGCACUUUGUAGUGUUGUGAAAACAGAUUGCUGCUAAUAGUAAAUAUUCCAUUUUGCAAAGACUACAAACAAUAUGUGAAAAGGUCACUAUUUUUUGAGACUAAAUCUAAGACGUGUAUCCAGUUUUACCAUUUCUCAAAAUUUUCCUGUUGAAGUGGAAAGUUAUUUUUUUUUUAACAGAUCGGAGGACAUGAAAAAAGUUGAUGAUUACUCAUUUCAAGUGGCAGUGACUCACCCAUUUCAUGGGCAUCAUUCCCUACAUUCAUAAUGGAUUUUGAAAAUUGGAACUGACUUCUGCCAACAAAUAAAAUAUUAAUGAAUGUAGGGUUGCAUAAUACAGUUUUUGCAUAAUGUAAUUUUUCCCAGAAAAUGAAAUGACCACCUCCUAAAAAUAAACUGAGGAAAUACUUUACAGUUUUAUUUUGUUGUGAGCCAAAAGAUAUUUGGGUGAGUUUGAAUAUAUGUGCAUUGGUAUAUUCAUUAUAUACAGAGGCUCUGCAGCUUUGAUGCAUGCAUAAGAUGAAACUCCUAAGCGUGUAUUAUAUGGUUUAUUACAAUGACUGCUGCAUUAAUUGUAAUCACUUUAUCAUACUGUUGAGUGUGGACAGUUUUGGAUUUGUUGAAAAGUGUACAGUGCACAAGGAAAGAAGUGAGGAUGCUGAGGACAGUGGAAACUCGGGAGUUCAUCAGCACACAUGAGUAAACAUUUUCUGUAAAAAAUGACAAGGAAAUUUUCUUCCACGCAGCAGGCAGGGAUGCUUGACUGGUCUAUAGCAGUUGUUAAUCAAUCAGUCAAAUGGUCCCUUCAGUGUGGAUUAAAUUUAAUCUGUCCUUGGUUACUGCCUAACCUUUCAAGUGACAGCACAAACCUUUUGUUCCCUCUUCUGCCUGAGGCUGUAGGUCGGGAUUUGGGUCAAGGCCUUUGACAACAACUUGGGGAAAGCAACUGGAUUUUCUAGAGUAAAGGGAAGGGUAAUAAAUAAUAGCAAAGCCCAUUAAUCCUCUUUUCCAUUAGUGACAAUGUCAGAUAAACCUGCCUAGAGACUCUUGUGCAAUGUUACAUGGAUGAUUUAUUGCAUGUGUAGUUUAAGAUGUAAGUGUAAUUUUGAAACAUGGUACCUCUAUAGAUUCACCAAGUGAUAGAAUAGAAUAGCAGAUAAAUUACAGCACCUUAUAAUGGGCAAUUUCAGUACAUCUCUUCAACUGAUUCCCCAGCCUUUUUUCAGUUAAUUCUGGCUGCUUUGGGUGGAUAUGAGCAUUGUUUGCUGAGAAGGCUGACAGGACACUUUGUGAUAAUAGUUGAAAUUAAAAGAAACUUUCUUUGAUGAUGCACUUGGGGAAUGGGUUUCAUUUGGUUACUUUUCUCCUGCCUAUUUGCUGUUUGACAUAUGACUUUUAUAAAAAUGAGCUAGUAAUAAAUUAAUUUGUCUACUCUACAUCUCAGGUGCAAACAGUAGUUAUGGUUUUAUAAAUGCUUUUAAAUAGUGGGAAUUCAUCAUAAUGGUGUAUGAGGAUGAAUGUUUACCUCGUAUUGAAGAGUUUGCUAAUAAUGAAUAGACUCUAAACUUUCAUCUCUUUUAUAUUUAAUAUCUGUAUUGAUUUAAAAAUGCAAAAUGCUUUAUGCCAGGAGAUGACUGUUCCUCAAGCUCUCCUUAAAAUCACUGCUGUUCCCAACUGCAGCUGCAUUUGCUUCUGAGAGAGGACUCAGCUACUUAUUUAUUCUGCUUGAAAUUCACUGCACAAAACUAUAAUGUGACUGAGAGAUGAGUUGCAGUGCACCUGCAGGCCGGGUGCAGGCACUUGAUAGCAGGAUGACUCAACCCUUCAUCCUUCCACUCUGGCAUUCUGCUGGAUUUGCCUUAUGUUUGACUAAGAAAUAAUCUUCCACGUUCUAGACAAACACAUUUUCCUAACAGUUAUUUACUAUAUGUUUUAUUUAAAGCUUUAAGAUACAUUUAUGCAUCACUGUGGUUUGCUUAGAUCUGCACCAUGAUUGUGCUUUGGUAAUCCUUUAGAAACUAUGGAAUGAAAGGCAAUUGAGAGAGAACACUCAGAAAUGAUUUCAAGGCUGACUUUUUAAAAAGAGAGCUAUUAAACAGGUUAGUCACAACCAUGAGUCACUCAAACUUGAGUCACGCUCGUUUUUUGGUGGCGAUAGAUUAUCUGGUUUUCCUGUUUCUCCACGCAGCUAUGAGUAAUGCUGCACUAAGGACUAGGACUGCUUUGGAGAAUGGCUUUUCCCCACUCUGCCUGAAUACAUUUUUCCACUGGGAAGUUUACAAUGUCAUUAUUUGGCCCGUUCUUUUGAAACACUCGAGUGGCUAAUUGCAUGAAACAAGCAAUGAGAUGUAUGCCAAGUGUUGCCUUGAGGAGAGAGGCAAGUAAGGGACCUCACCACCAACCCGUGGUUUGGGCCAUUUCUGUGGGGGUUACUAGGAAAUAUUAAUAGUUAUCCUGUCUGGCAUUAGCCCUUUUGCCACCUCCAGUGGCUGAGCCAGGAACCCUGGAGUAGUUAAACAGAGUGGAGAAGAUCUGUGAGGAACAGAAAAAACAAGGGGGUGUGGGGGCGAAGAACCAAUAUGUCCUGAGAUGGUAACUGGGUUGAUGGUUUAAUAACUGUUGGAGCUGAGUUUGGAUGUGUUGGGUUCUUUUCUUCUAUAUUUGUAGAGAGCAUGCAUCAACACAGCUGUAGUGUUAGGCAUAAUCCCAGAGCCUUUACAACCAUCAUCCCAGACACAAAAUUAGCAGAAUAUGUAUUGGCCAAAUGUUUUCAGCUUGGUGGCUACCUAAAAUUAGUCUGAAACUGUGUAGGUGCUUAAAUGUGGGUUUGAAAGCCUGGAUUUGGGUUAGAAAAUGUAGGCUGUAGUUCUUCAAGCAUCAGCAGAGAGAGGGAAGUUACUGUAGCUCAGAAUAUUCCUGAAUAUGCCUACAUUUAGACUGCAAUAGUCAUUGCUCUUUUUUAAUAAGUACUGUCAGCAUUUUUCUUAAUAGGAAGUCAUGAUGUCCUUUCCUUGUAUUCUUAAAAAAAAAAAAAAGAUAGGGGUUCAAGUAUUGUUUAUUAGUUUUGAAUGGCUCUUCUUCUGAGAAUUUUUCUAAAGACUCUAAUUCUCUCUAAAAAUGCAUAGCUCACCUAGAAAUAAAACUUUCUUCCAUGACUGGUCAAUCUUUCUGAUUUAUGCUGCAUGACUGCUAGAUGGAAAAUAUUAUUAAAAUUAGAAUGAAAAUGUCUUUCUUAUAUUUACAACUCUCCCUGAGUAAUGUAAAACCAAAACAUUUUUCUCUAGUUUGUCAAAGGGUCAGGGGACAACUUGAGAUAGAAAAUGUGAUGAUGUCAUUAAAAGCACUCAAUGUGCUUUACAACAAAGCAUUCAAAAGGGAAAAGUAAUUUUCACUGCCCUUUUGUAGCUAAGCUAUUACAAUAGAUAGCAAAGUGGUAAAGCUGCUUCCUGCAUAAAUGUCUUUCCCACGUGGUUCUGGUUCCUUUCAACAAAUCUAUACAGGAAAUAUUCGAGUCUCAAAUAGUUUUCUUUGGGACCAAAUUUAUGUGUAAGAGGUCAUUUAUUCACUGUCAGUAGUUGUUGUAAAGUUGCACAAGCUCUUCCUAGAGAAAAUUCUUGCUUUCAAAUUCUUUUUGAGCCUUAAAUGCUAUUGCUAACCUGGGAUGAGAACAUAUUCAAACAAAUAACCAACUGAAAAAGAGAACAUGGAAUGCAUUUUGUUACCCAAGCACUGACUGCUGUCCUCUGUGUGUGCUGCAGCACUUCACUGAUCCUGGAGACCUCUGUGAGACAUUCUAAGUCAGAAUGAGAAGAAAGCUCUUUUGCAAAGUCUUGUUAAGUGAGCUUUGUCCUGGUCCUUGUAAGAUGACCUCCCCUUAGGAGUUGGAAAGAACUACAAAACUUGGCCUGAUUAAAAUCAUUGGCUGUUGAAAGAACUUUUCUGUGGUGCCAUGGGUGGGAGAUAAUCUGUGAUCGGGCUAUGUCGGAACUCAGAUCUUGGCAUUUGGGGCAAGAAAGUCUGUUCCCUAAGAAAUGGAGAUGUCCCAGUGUCUCUGGUAUGGGGCAUGCCUGCAGACAAGAGCUCGGUGCCAUCUCAGGAUACUCCUUUCACAGCAGAGGAGCCGAGCCAGCUCACCAGGUAGAAGUGCACACACAUAAACACUAGGCAGUGCAGCAGGAGGAUAAAAAGGCAAGAGCACAGAUGGUGUGUGGUUAUGUGGAUAUUCCCUUGGCUUUGUAAAGAAAUUAGGUCCUGUAUUCCCUGUGUGUCAGCGACUGCCACAGGUUCAUCUCCUCCCCAGACUACCACUAUACAAAAGAAAAUAUUUCUAAGUAAUGAGUAGAUAAAUUUGAACAUGUGUAUAAGAAAUCUGUGUGCUGUUCACUUAUAUUUUCUGUAGGGUUCUGAUUUUAUGCCAUGAAGCUGAAUAUUAUGUAACAGGGUUAUUUAAUUUUUGUGGAGCGUUGUUAUCAGUCCUGACUUUUUUACUGUGUUGAAAGACAUAAUCUGCUGAGAAUGUACAUUUGGGUGAAAUACAGUCCCCUCUGUCUUUCCCUUAAUAUGAAAGAAAAAAAGCAUUCUGCUUACCGGAAAGAAAACGAAACCAAAAAACAAAACCAAAUCGAACCAAAAUAGCCUGAGAGUUAAACAUGUUCUCAAACUUUGGAAGAACAAACUUUUAUCUGUGUUGAGGAGCUAUGGAUUGUCAUUCUGGUAAAUGAAAAUAGCAGGUGGUAGGACACUAGCAUAGAUCAUGAGCCUGGAUAGAAAUAGAAGCCAGACAAAGGAGGACUACUUGCUAUGAGAAGAAAUUAAAACAGCAAGGUAGAAGCAUGAGUUGACCAUUGACUGUGACUGCUAAUAUUCAGUGGCUUAUUCACAACAUUUUGGUGACAUACAAGUGCAGGGGAAUAUGGCAUGACUGAUGAGACUUUUCUGAUGUCAAUGGAUCAUGAUAUUGGAAAAGUUAAUGGCCUGAAACUGUGGUUUUAAAAUGUCAUUGACUAUACAUUAUAGUGAAGAGAAAUUCAGAAAACAACUUGAAAAAGAAAUUGUAGAAAUGAGAAGGAGCAACUGGAGAUUCACAACCCCCCAUAAAAACAGAUGAGCUAAUGCCCAGAAUUUAAGGGAUUUCCCUUGGCUUCCCAUCAUAACUGUGUUUUAUAUUGUAAUUGUUUGUUUAUAUUUGUUGUAUUUACUCUGGAUUGUGUUUGUGCCUUCCUAUUAUGUCCCCCAAUACGAGUUUCUAUUCUGUUGCCCACCACAUUCUUUUUUGCCAUGUGGACAUCUUUUCCUCUCUUUGAGAGGAAAUAUGGCUGGGAGGAAAUAUUAUGCUGAAUUGACAGACAGGAAUAAGUUAACUAAAUGCAGUUCUUGGUAGGGUUUUGCCAUGCCUCAGAAGGGGCUCCAGAGGGGCCUAUGAGAAGUUGGAUCUGUCUUGGGUUUACAUUUACAUGAUGCAUGUAGCAUGUUCAGAAAAGGGCAUAUAAAUAAACACAUUACACAUCAAUUUUGACUUAAUGACAUCAACUUCUCCUCUGACCCUACUUGCCCCUGAAAUUAAUGAACACUUGGCAAAGGACUAACAAGAUUCAUAUCUAUAAAGCUACUGACUGUGGUGAAUGGGGUUAAAAUGCUCUCUGUGGGAUCCUGGAUCUGUACAGUUUUAUCUUGUGUGUGCAAAUGAAGACUCCUUGUUUUUUCAGAUGUAGAAAGGAAUGUCAUCUUUAGUUUUUCUGAGAUUUCAAAUGUUCAGAAUAAUGCAGAGUAAAGCUAAAUUCACUCCUAAACAUCUGCCUGUAUUCCUUUUUGUUUCCAAAAGAAAAGUAGUUCUGGUUAUUCAUUCUGACAAGAGUCUUAAGUUACAGAUGAUAUUUUUGUAACUGCAUUUAUUGCUGUUCUCUUUCUGAAUUUUAGCCAUCAUUCUUGGUGUCACACAAACUGUUAGUGGUUAUUCAGAGUUCUCUGAAUAUGAUCUAAAUGCAUAAAUAGAAAGUAGUUUGUGUUAAGUGGCAUAAGUGGCAUAUAAUGGUGUAGUUCUGCAUUUCAUGUCUUGGAUUAGUUUAUACAUUAAUACUUCAUAAUUUGACUGAACCAGUUUGAAUUUCCUGCAGUGCAACAAAAAUAGAAAGUAGGAAGCAAGCUCUCUAGAAAAAGAAAUAUUCAAGGAUUUGAAGGGUCUGUUUUUAUACCCAAAAAGUACUCAGGCACACCAGGCCAUCCUGCUGGGCUAUUAAUACUGUGGGGAAUGUCCUUGGGUGGUGUAAACCAGCAAAGCUCUGCAUGGACCCCAGAAUAUUUGCCCAGCCCUCUGAGAGCAGCCUGUUGGUGUUUCCAGUUGGGAGUCAGAGGGUAGAAACAUCCACACAUUUUGUAAAUUAGAAGGAGGCUUAGAGGGUAUACAGUGCAAACCUGUUCUUUGUGUUACCUGACCUGUCCCUCUGAUAGUGAGUGUCAUGUGGUGCACAGAAAUGCUUGGGGAGGAAGGCCAGGUGCCCUCUGAAAACACAUAAUUGCUGAUAAUGGAGCUCUUUGAUAAUACUAAUUAAAGAGGUGCUGCCUGUGUGUCACUGAGAAUAAGCUCUGAAAUUAGGCAGCAAUGGCUUUAGGUUGGUUUUGAUCCAUGCCUUUCACAUUGGUAUUGAUUUUGAUUUAAAUCAUUCUGGCUUCUUUACUGCUGGGAAGAUGAAGCUACAGGUGAGGCAGAGUAGUGUAGUGUGUACUACUCUGCUCCUUACACGGAGGAGGAGAUUGAGAAAGAUUUGCAAAGUACCUCAUAAGUCAGUACACUGUUACAAACAGAUGUGGAAGAAGACAAAACCUGAAGUCUUUCAGAGUUACUGUUCUGUGAACAGAUGUUUGGAAGGAGCAGAAACGUGUUUGCACAGGCGUGUGUUUGUGUGCGUGUGUGCACACAGGUUAUAAAACUGGGUUUCUGGGUGGUGAGGAAGAGCUCUGCAAAGGGAAAUCUGAGGGAAAAAUGUGUGCUUUCUUGUUUAUUUUCUGCUUUCAGAAAACUAGUAGAUUGCCCAGGUUAAUCAGCAUUGCCAUCUACCAGCCAUCUACCCAAGAAACAGCAAAAAAUGACACAGAAACGGCAAAAAAGACACACGUUUUUCUCAUUCCAGGGCUUAACAAGAACCAAUUGUUUGGCUCCACUCAUCUAUGGACCAAACAGAAAAAGGCAUUAUUGUUUUUUGAAUGUAUGAGUCGAUAGUUGCUUGGUUUUCCCUUUACUUUCAAAUAUUAAACUUUUAGAAAAUGUGGUUUAGCUCAAGCUCAUCUUUCCAUUUAAUUUUAUUGUUAUUAUUAUUAAUGAAAAAUGCUGGAAAAGCUAUGCAUUUAAUCCCUAAUUUGGCAUUCUUGCACAUAAAUUACAGUCCAGCCUCCACCUGUAUGAUCACGUUCAAAUUGUUCAGCAAGAUCUCCAGUCUUAGAAUGUAAAGGAAAUUCUUGAAUGUUUGAGAGUGAAAUCUAUUCCUGGCUGAGCUGGUUAGUUCUCUGUGGUUGUUUUUAGAUGAAGAAACACAAAGUAUGGAACUUCCUAAUUCUGGCUUUCCUUAAUUUUGAUGUUCACGGGAUACUAAUUCCUCUUUAAAAACUUUAAUGCAUGUAAUAUUAAUAAAUACUGCUAAUGUUUUCCAUUGUUUCCAGUAGGCCUCUAAAAUAAUCAGACUAAGAGUGUAAAGUGACCCUGCAGCAUUCCUGCACUAUUGGAUAGCUUGGCCAAAAAAGAGGGAACACUGUUUUAAAAGGCCACCACCCCCAAAAUAAACCCACCGAAACAAAAGAAAACAACCUUAUUGCUGCCCUUAGCUAAACACAUUCUCCACACUCUGCUCCAGGGAGGAAGUGUUAUCUUUUACAAUACCUUUGCCUUUAAUUUCCUCUCUUAUCUUCCUACUAUCACAAACAAAAGGAACACUGUGAGCUUGCAGACAGAUCAGGUAGAUAAAUUAAUUCAGAGAGGUCAUUCUUGCGACUGAUGUUUUCUUAAGUAGUGGUGAAGAUCAAGGCUUUUUACAUAAGAAUUUUUACUUCCAGGUGUAGUGAUCUGUUGAAGCAUUCUGGGCACCUCAGUAAAAUUAAGGGGGUGUGUGUUUCUCCAUCUUGCAAUGUUCAGAGGAAAAACUGGUUUUGAAUUAGUGCUGUGUUGAGUUUAGCUCGAUUUUGGUGUAAACCUGAUGGAAACAGUUUUGUCAUCUGUGACAGUAUCAGGUUAUCUGCAGUGGAUCACUGCAGUCUAGCAAGCCUUAGCAGAUCAGUCAGUGGUACCAGUUUGACUGCUACAGCUGGAUUUAUCAUUCAGCCUUGUGCUGGAUAAUGAUUCUUGCGCAUCUGUACAGAGAUUUUCAGCAGAGCUGAUGGAAUUUCAUAAAGAAGCUUGUUCUUUAAUAACAAAAUUAGAGGCACGGUUUAGUAUUUCAGCUUAGCACACUUCCUUGAGCCAGCAGGCCUAUAUGGAAUCAGCUAAUGCUAAUUAACCAGGGCAGCAGGAGCGGGGUAACCCUCCAGCAGAGAGCUUGGUGUGGGCUUCCUGCCCCAGCAGUUACCUGUGGUGUUGGCAGGUCUCACCACUGACAUGGUUAGUGCUUGCUCAGGUAAGUGCACCUGAGCUGCAAAAACAUAAUGAAGUGAUGGCACUGUAGUGGUUCACAGAUCAAAAUUCCCAAUCUGCACAAAAUGAGGUAGUUCCAUGACAUUUUACCCUUUAAAAGAGGAGGGAUCUGACUGAUGUAUGUCUGUGCCUUUUGGGCUACAGGGUAGAUGUGCUUCCCUCGGUGCAAACUUGGGUGUACUAUAGGAGUGCGUAUGGGAUUCAUUGGCCCACCGCUCAGAAGGCUUGAGCAAGGAAUUACGUACAGUUUGAUUGCUCUCUGAAAUAUCUCCAUAAUAUAUAACCCUGAAGGUCUGUGCAGUUGCACAGAGCUUUAUCCAACCCAACAGAAGUGCACCUUAUGGAAUCGCCCUGGAUUGGAUCAGGACAGCUGUGUCUGCACCUACGCUCAGCUCGAGUCUCCUUCUGCAGGAGCUUGUCAGUUCGUUUUAAGACGUACAGCAGGAUCAACUGAACGCUUUUCCCCCCAGGCCUGUUCACUCAGAUACGUCCUAAUUAGGUCACUGAGAAAAUCAAAGGUACAGAAACUGGACUGAGUGCUCACCAACUGGCUCCUGCAUGUAACUGCUGUAUUUUAGUUUAGCUUCUCCCAAGAUGUUUCCUGAUGUCUCUGAGAAUGUUACCCAUAAAAAGGCAGGCUGCUCGUCAAGGAAGCAAGUCAGUGAACACAUGAAUAUUUUGAGCCACAGCAUGUAGCAUUCAGUAUUUAUCACUACAGGAAAGAACCAUGUGACUUCUCUCUCACAUGGUAGCUCCUUGGUUUAUGCCUUACAGAUUGGAAAAUAGCAAAAGUAUCCUGCAGGAUCACUUUUGAAGAAAGGGCAAGGCACUGGAAUGAUCCACAGUGCUAACAACACUUUGCUGCAGAUUGGUUCCUGCUCUUACCCCUCAGGAAAGCUCUGUGUGUGUGAAAACAAUGGACUUGCUAAAGCCAGAGAUGAGUUAAUGCUUUACUGCCUAAAAAAAAGUGUUCAGUGGCAAGUGUGACCUCAGAAGUAGCGGUGUGGCCUGACAGGCAAGCGUGUUUAACCUGCCCCUUCGUGGAGUUGAAUGCAUUUUGUCCAUGAAAGCAUAUGCUGUGUAGGGCUCAGUGCACCUCCUUUUUGGUGCAAUUUGAGAGGGAGAUGAAGGACUGCUGGAGCACUUCAGGGUAUUGUUUCUUGGCUGGAACACACAUACUCCAAGACAAACAAAUUUGCUCAAUAUUUUUAUGAGUCUCUGAGCUCAUUUGGUUCUGGCAGGGAUGACUUGACUUCAUCCAGAGAGACAGUAGGGGGGAGAUCAUUCCAAGUUUCCCUUUAUUUGGGUAGUGGAACAUGAGUAACUUCUUCCUAGAGCUGGAGGGAGUUGCCUCAGGCUCCUCAUCAUGCACACUGUGUCAUACUGUGUGUCUCUCACGUCCCUCCACAGCAUCUAGAGCAGCUCCCUUGUAUGGCCCAAGUGCAGUGCAAAAUGUAAUUGCCUCUGAUGCAGCAAUUUCAGCACAAGCACUUUGGACUCUGUGGAAUAACAAAUAAUAAUAAAGAAAAUAGUCUUGCAAUGAAUGCUAAUCACACCCUAUAGUAUUACAUUGAGUUUGUCAUUAGAUAGCAGAUGUUAAAUGCAGAAAUACUAACUUUCACAGAACCUUAGAGAGUUUAGAGUUCUUUGUAAAUAUCUAAUCUCCACUUUAAAAAUACGGUUGAUUUCCCAGUACAAAUUCUUCAUUAUUUGUAGUUAAGGCUGAAAGGCCUCAUCAUUUAUCUGAGUCAGAAAUGCCCUUAAGAUUUACUAAGGUGAGCAGAUUCUGGAAACUGAGGCAAAGGUUCUGUUCUGCAGGUGAACCCACAAAGCCUCAAAGCCUGCAGAGGUGCAUGCGUGUGUGGCCUUUUUAGACAAUUCUAGUUUGGCAAGAUUCACUAUUCCUCUUUUUUUUCUGACCUUUUGAUCUUGAUUGUUGCACUGUCUCCUGUUCUCCUGAAGCCAGAACUAUUUCUGCCCACUUUUGCCUCACUAUGUCUCUCUUCUUUUGCAGACUUAGACUGCCUUUGCAAGGCAUUCACUGCCUGAUAUAAGUUUAUAGUGCCAGUUAAUGUUGUUCCAAGCUUCUGAACGUAAUAUUUAUGUUGAGUGUGUGUCUCUGUUACAUGCAAAAUCAAGCUGGAGGCUGAUUGCUAUUUCAUUCUUCUUCUUGACCUAGCAGUGAUUCUCUUGACGAUACAAACCAAAAAAAAAAGAAUGGAAUUUCUAUGCCAAUCUGUCAGUCAUAAGCAGGCAAUGUAUUAGUCAAAUUUUCAGAAGUGAACAGCAAUAUAUUUCUGAAACCUGGUAUCUCCAAAACGAGUGUGGACAUUUGCUUUGGGGAACUCUGCAUUUUUGUUGUCAGCUGGGAGCUGUUAUGUCAUGUUUAUAAUGUUGGCUUGAUCAACAUAUGGCAAAAGAGGGUAAGAACAAAACUAGGUAUAAAAUGGGAAGCUUUUCAACAAAGAAAGUAUCUUUUCAUAGAUAAGAUUUGCAAAAAUAUGAAUCACUGAAACUGUUCAGAAUAAAUAAGGAAAAAACGAUUAAAAAACCUUUAUUUUCAGAAUUUCAGAAAUGUUUAUUUCUAAUGACUUCAAAAUAAAAAGUCCUUAUGUCUGCUACUCAGUGGGAAAGUCCAAAGCUUACUUCACACGUAGGUGUAGCACUAUUUUCACUGAGAGUUCAGGAUGAUGAGAGACCUGGCAUGUCAUCUGAAUGUGGUGAUGAAAUAUAUCUGGCAAUGAGAAUUUCAGCCUGUUAAAGAGCGAUGUUUUCGUAACAUUACAAGCCUAAUUGGCUUGAACAUCAUUAUUGAAAAUAAGGAGGUAAUAGCAGUGUUAUAUUUUCCCUGAAUCUGAGGCUUAGAAGGAAACAGAGAUGCAGGUUCAGGCAUCUUUGGCUCUCCCUUGCAGGGCUAGAGGCUCUUUGCCUGCUCCAGUCUCACCCAGAGCAUGUGGGCAGGAAGCAGGUGGAAGGAACUGGGGUCAGCCAAUAGGCCCAAACUGGGAUCAUUGUUGAAACAACAGUUUGCUACUAAAGACAAAUUACUUCCUUCUGCAAGGAAAAGAAGGAAGUACAGUGGGUCUACUGUGGUUCCUCUCUUGGGUUCCCCCAGGAGCAGGAUGGCUUCAUCUCUCUGCUCGGGCCAUGAGCUCUGAAACAGGUUCCUGAGUCUGGCUGGCCUUUACCUUCAUGUAUUUAUUAAUGCUAUUCUGUUUUGCAUGAAAUUUUUAUGUUGUUGAAUGG